Molecule: messenger RNA, 3061 nt
Organism: Nothobranchius furzeri (turquoise killifish)
Lineage: Eukaryota; Metazoa; Chordata; Actinopteri; Cyprinodontiformes; Nothobranchiidae
Product: zinc finger protein 883
Biological process (GO): regulation of transcription by RNA polymerase II
Cellular component (GO): nucleus
Molecular function (GO): RNA polymerase II cis-regulatory region sequence-specific DNA binding; DNA-binding transcription activator activity, RNA polymerase II-specific
Source: RefSeq, a predicted model, not a curated record
UAAACUUUAAUGUUGGACUUCGCUGCUUUUCCCCAACCUGACCUUUAGAGACGGACUUGUAUUUGGUAUUCACGACCUGAAGCUGGUGUGAAACGUUUACACAUGACAGACCGCUGAAGCUUAAAACCAGGUGGAGCGCGACGUCACGUUUGGUGGGAAUUUCCGGUUUCGUCCAGUCGCCUCUUAAGAGAAAACGACCUUUUAAAUAGCGUCUCUCAAGGUGUGAAUCACGAGUGUCUUCACAAGAACAACACAUUUUAAAAUGAGUAAUAGACGUGGUUAAAAUGUGAACGUGUGAUUAAAGAUGUUAGACACGGAAACGGGGACAUCAGUGUAUUGAGAAAAGAAGACUCAAACAUCUGCAGCGGAUGAAUGAAACUCAUCCGUUCAGCUUGUUCCGGCUCAGGGUUCUGAGCAGCAGCUGCAUUCACCUCAAGAGUGUAGAUCCAUUAAUGACCAGCCUGGACGCAGAACAAUGAAAAAGAGUUGGACAUUAGGACCGCCUGACUUAUUGUUGCGUUGAAGAGGCGAUGCCAACCCAGUACAUGGUUUAUGUUCAGUGUUCUCAUUCGUCCGGACAAGAGAGGCUUUGGAAAAAUGGAUGGUGUCAGCUGGAGCACGUCAAGGUCCCAGGAGUCCUUCAGCCGCACCACGCCGACAGCAGAGACUCUGUCCAGACUCGCUAGCUUCAUAGCACGAAGUGAAACCAGACCGCACACCCAAAAGCAGCGGCAGCAACCCUCCCACCUCCCCCUGUAUGUCUGUCAAGAAUGCGGUAAGGGCUUCCCGUAUGCAGCAGAUGUGCUGAAGCACCAAGAGCUUAAGCACGCCCUCCCCAAGCCUCACCGGUGUCCGGCCUGUGGGCAGACGUUCUCCCUGAAGUCGUCCCUGCAGCUACACAAGUGUAACCAAGACUCUACACAAACUGGGUGUUGCUGUGGGUUGUCACGGUUCGGGUCUCCGUGUCCUGCGUGCAUGACUCGGACCUCCAAUCCAGUCCGGCUGCAGGAUAAUUCGCUUCACCAUCCGCCACUGCUUCUGGACAGCAGUCCCUACGCCUGUGCCCUAUGUGGGAGGAGCUUCAGUCAGAAGCAGGCGCUGCUGCACCAUCAGCAGGCUGGCUGCAGCAGGCCGUCGUCUCCUCCAAAUACAGCCGAUGCCUGCAGCCUCCCAGAGUCUCCCCCGGUUUCUGAGGGAGACUCUGCUCGCUCUGAUGCCUCUGACACUCCAGGACCCAGCUGCAGAGACACGGGUGUAUGCCAGGUCUGCUCAAGAACUUUCCCAACAGAGUCUGCUCUGCAGCGGCACAAACGGCUCAGCCACACGGGUGAGAAGUCCGGGGAAGGCUGUGGUGGUGGAGAGGUGGGAGGAGCAAAUGGAAUGCUAAAAUCCCAAAAGAAGCUUCUGAGCUGCCGCUCGUGCGACAUGGUUUUCAGGUGCACUUCUACACUAAACAUGCACAGAAAAGAGAAGCACAGCAGAGAGAAGAAGCUGAGAGAGCCACGGCCCGUCAUCCUUAAGCGUCGGAAAGCCGGAAAGUAUCCGUGUCAGGUGUGCAACAAAGUCUUCUUCCAUCAUUUGUCACUCCGGGCCCACGUCAGACGGCACACAGCUUCCCCGUUCAGCUCCGUGAAUAACGGAAGCCAGCAUGAAGGAUGUCUCUCCAAAGAGGCGGAGCCAUCGGAAAACAAGCCCAACAAAGUUACUGUCACUGGAUCUGAUGUGGAGGAAGAGGAGGAGCAGGAAAAGGAGUUCCCCUGCCCCUCCUGUGCAGAGGUCUUCUCUCUGCAGCAGCUGCUGAAGGAGCACAUGGAGCUCCACCAGUCCUCCGUGAGGAGGAGGCAGUGCAGCGUGUGCACCACUGAGAUGGACUCGUGCACAUCGUCAGGCUCCAAGAGGCAGAGGCUGUACCACUGUGUGCCCUGUCAGCAGGGCUUCUCAGCGCUGGGCUCCUUCCUCCAGCACUGUCAGGAGCACCUGAGGGCGCGGGUGGAGGAGGACCAGAUCUCAGCAAGCUUCACCCAGCAGGACAGAAAAGCUUGACGGGUCAAAGGUCACGUACAAAAGCAGACAGGCUGAAUGUCAUUGAGGAUGCUCGGGUCAGAUCACCUGGGGGGGGGGGGGGGGGGGGGGUACAUAAAGUAAACGUGCAGCCAUGUUUGUUUACUUUGCAGUCAAACCUCUGAAUCGUCGUUUAAAACCAGACAAAAACAAACUUGGGAAGAUUUAUCCAAAUAAUUGUAAAAUGAAAUUUGAAGCACAUUAAAUUGAUUCAUCUUCCAUUUUUAUCUUCAUCAUUGAACAGUUUUCCCUCUGAUAGUCAGCAGGUUUGUUGUGAUUGAACCCACAACCCCCAGAGUCGGCGUGCUCCUGGAAGCCACUUCCUGUAUUAAACCAGACGCGUCGGGCCUCUGCUGGAUUUCUGACGUUUUGGGGCAAAAAUUCAGCUGAUUGGAGAUUUAGGGGCUUUUGUUUUUGAGCCGGUGUCUCAGAGCGGCUCGGAUCAACAGGAAUGAUUAAAAACUCGUCACAGAAACACAAACGUCGUUUAUUUUUGAGUUUUAUUGGGUUUAAACGUCAGAUCUAUUUAGAUGUUGAAGCUGUUGCUAGACUCGGCUGCUGCACACAUGAAAAACGUUCUAACUACAGUUUUGUCUGUUUGGGACGUGUCGUCUAAAGGCUCAUCUUGAUUAUAAUGGAUUAUAACGGAUUAUAAUCCUUCACGUCCUGAUCCGGGUUCAUGUGUUUCUCAGCUGAAGGGACGUUUCACACAACCUGCCUUUCAUGUUGGUAGAAAAGCUCUCAGAUGUUGUUUGAGUUCCUUAAACUGUGAUUUCUAGUUUCUGUUCCAUCAUGGAGGCGUCCGUGUGGCCGUCUCACACACACACACACCUGUGGUCGUGGUUAGCCGGGUCAGCUCUUCUAGCUAUGCAAACGUUUGGACUGAGCGGCUUUGAGGACGUGUUUGUGUCUAAAUGCUUUUCUGACUGACUUAUUAGCAUUUUUGUAAACUGGGACAGCUCUUCAUAAGAAACAAUAAAACCUUUACACUUGAGAUAAA